Messenger RNA from Dunckerocampus dactyliophorus (ringed pipefish), 2506 nucleotides. Its product is annotated as fibronectin type III domain-containing protein 4-like. Lineage: Eukaryota; Metazoa; Chordata; Actinopteri; Syngnathiformes; Syngnathidae. The record is from RefSeq and is a predicted model, not a curated record. The coding region runs from base 525 to 1109 and encodes 194 amino acids. Gene Ontology annotation, molecular function: protein binding. The transcript is spliced from 8 exons.
UGUGUGUGUGUGCGUGUGUGUGCGCGUGCGUGUGUGUUUUAGUGUGUGUGUGUGUGUAGCCACUGAUUGGCUCCCAACAUGUUCUUUCCGAUCUCCACCAGAAGCCGUGCAGCUGCGGAUUGUGCGCGUCUCCAUUUUUUUGUUGUGGCUGUUUGUCCUUUUUUUGCAGCAAUCCACCACUAAAUAACGCAAGCGCUGCGCUUGGCGCAAAGCCCAUCCACCUGUUAGCGUCUCCAUGCAGCUGGAUGACGCGCUUCUUACUGAGGAGAUGCUGAGAGAUCUGUGGUGACCUUGUGGAGAAGCAUCCGGGCAGACGGGAGGUGGAAGCUGGAGGAGAAAGGAGCGCGCCGAGGAUCCGGACGUGUGCGCGCAUUGACAGAAGGUUAUGCCCGCGUCUUCUCACCUGGACCCCCGGCUGCUGCUGCUCCUGCUGGGCUGCUGGAUGGUUGGCGGAACUGUGCCAGCUGCCCCGGUGAACGUGUCGGUGACCCAGUUGAGAGUCCACUCAGCCAUGGUGACCUGGAAUGUUCCUCAAGGAGACACCGUCAUUGGAUAUGCAAUCUCACAGCAGUCGUGACAUCAGUAUGCAGAUAAGGGAUUUGAAGAGGCAGGAUGGCCUGAUGCAGCGCUCCAUUCGCGAGGUGAACACGUCAAGCCGCUGGUGUGUGCUGUGGGACCUGGAUGAGGACACACACUACAGCGUGCAGGUGCAGUCUGUCGGGCUGCAUGGUGACAGUCAACCGAGCCAUGCCCUCCACUUCAGGACACUGGAAAGAAGCGACCACUAUCCGGCUGGAGUGCUGGACCACCAUGAACCAGCCAUGGAGGGUUUGGGUAUGACGCCUCACUUGCAAACUGGAGAGCUGCUCAUCAUCACCACCGUGUUACUGCUUUGGGCAGCCGUCAUCGCCCUGUUCUGCCGCCAGUACGACAUCAUCAAGGACAAUGACUCAAAUGGGACCAGGGAGAAAGCCAAGAGGCCGCUGGUCCAAGCUGCUUCCUCCUACUACAACACCUCAGCCCCGAGCUCGCCAAUCUACCACAAUGGCGCCGUCCGCAGUGGCAGGCUUCACAGAGCCUCCUCCUCCAUCAGCAUCAUCCGAGUCUGAGAGAUCGGCUUUCGGGAUCAGCAGAGUCUAUUUUCAAGUAGAACACGGGCACCGCAAGCACGACUUCAAGCAAAUAAACUUGAGAAAAACCUCCACAAGUACAAAGUGGCCGUUCUGAAUGAGGAAUGAGGUUAACUACUGCCAUCUUGUGGCAAAAGACUUGAAUGGUUAGACGGCGGUGACGAAAAACGGAUGCUGCAGAGGUUUUGCUUUUCCCGCUUCCGCACUCACUUCCUGUUUCCGGUUUUGGGUUCAGCUGAUCCUACGAUGCUUUUCUAUUAUGUAUUUGUUGCCAAAGGCAGGGCUGUAAGCUCGUGGCUGAGCAGACGCAGGAUUGUGUUUGUUUUUCACUAUUUAGUCAGUGGCUGUGUCUCUUACGGAAAUAACUGUCGUAAGAUUUAACCGCUUUUGAACUCGAGUUAGUCCCGCCCUUUCCGCUACGUGGCCAAGAUGGCGAUGACUGAGGGUGGUUUCUUUGACAAUUUAAGGAGUUGUUUAGUUGGGUUGUUUAAUUGAAUAUGAGAGAAGGUGUACUUAGUGUGGAUAAUCUAGGUGUUACAUUUAAUAUGAGGAAGGAAGCAUAGGUUUCCAUAUGGCACUAGUGAGUCUGUGAAUGCAGCCAAAACAGUACUGCCAGGGGGCGGUAAUGCACCAAAGUGAUGGAUGCCAACCGCCAUAAAACCGAAGAAGAAGACCGAGAGCCGUUGUGUUGGGCUCAAUUCGUGACACCCGUCAUUUGAGCUUGUUGAGAGCAACGUUCAGGUACGCUGCUGUAGUUUGAACGCGCUUAUGCACUCAUGUGUAAGUAUGGAAGUGCGCGAAUUGAGACAAAGCCAAUAUCACAUGAUACGAUUACUAACAUCACCCCAGUGUAUCACACUUCUGCUUAUAAUUACAAUGUAGACAAAUACAUAAGAACACAAAUUCUGCAUUGUACAAUUCAUAAUGUAUUUAAUAAAAAUGAAUUCAUGUUUACCGUUAAACUGGUGCAUUUUAAUCCACCAUUUUCCGGGUGUUGAAUUUUCACAUGUGAACAGCAGAUGUCGCUUGAGCUCUAGUCUGCUGCUAUAAGAGGGCUUUCUUCACGUGAAGAAGGAAAUAGGCGUAAAAAGCUUGUGUUUUUCCCAGUAAUGACCCAGUUCAGUUGGAAUAAUGAAAACCAAGUAAAUUAGAGUGGAUGUAAAGAAAAAAGUGAGACGAUGUUGAAAAGAAUGCAUAAUUCUAUAGAGGCAAAUGCCAGCCCAGGGUCAAAGAUCAAGCACCGUCGGCACUCCUUAACCUUCUUUCUUACACACAAAAUAUAUUCCUGCUCUAUUUUGCAUUGCCUCAGCACCACCACGGCCUGCCUUCGCUCUCCACGCACGCUGCAAGACAAAGAACCGGAAAGGGGCUUUGGG